CAUUGACAACUUUGUUCCAAAGAAAUCGUUGUUUCUUGUGACCCCCUUAACAUUAGUCUCCCAUCUAACUAGUAAUCUAUUGUACCUCCCCGGCAAGAGAGGGGAACCCAUCUCCCACUCGUCUGAAACACGCACCACCAUUACAGCUCUUUGCUUCACUUGCAAGUAUGAGUAUCAAUAUGUAUACGGGGUUCACCAGGCUUUGCAAGGGUCUUGCGGUUGUCCUUGUAGGCGGUCACAUUGUUGUUCAGAUUCUUCCUUCUGCUCUUUCUUAUCUUGCUCUCAUACCUGCCAAGACUAUUCCAUUUGCAUGGAAUCUUAUAACAGCUGGUUACACUGAACAAACAGUGUAUGGGGCAAUCAUCAGCACUAUCGGACUUCUUUUCCUGGGGAAGCUGCUUGAGCCCAUCUGGGGUUCUAGGGAAUUCUUAAAGUUCGUCUUUAUUGUCAACUUUUUGACAUCUGUCUUUGUUUUCAUCACAGCCAUAUCAUUGUACUACGUAACAAGACUGGAAAUUUAUCUCUAUAUGCCCAUUUCCGGCUUCCAAGGAGUUCUUUCUGGUUUCUUAGUUGGCGUCAAGCAAAUCAUGCCCGACCAGGAGUUGUCUAUUUUGAAACUGAAAGCAAAGUGGUUGCCUUCCCUUGCAUUGUUGUUCUCAAUUGCUAUAAGCUUUUUUACAGCAGAUUCGGUCUCAUACCUUCCAACAAUAGUAUUUGGGACAUAUUUAGGAUGGAUUUACCUAAGAUACUGGCAGAAGAAACCAGAGACAAAACUAAAGGGUGACCCAAGUGAUGAAUUUUCCUUCUCUUCUUUCUUCCCUGAAUUUUUGAGAUCAGUAAUUGAUCCAAUUGCAACAAUAUUUGAACGGAUGCUUUGUGGUAGAAGAUCUGAGACUUCCAAUGAGGAAAGGGGCUAUACUCUAGGUGGUUCCACAUUGCCUGGUUCUGAUCCCAUUGAAGCAUCCAGGAGGAGGGAAAGAGGUGCGAGAGCACUUGAAGAAAGAUUGGCAGCUGAGCUUUUGGGUGCUGGAAAGAAGGGUGAAGAAUCAGAAAGAGAUGUGAAUGAUAAUGUGUAGAAGUUGGUCUAUAAUAUGUAACGCGUUUUCUUGUCCGAUAGAAACUAGAAGAUUGUGCACAUUUUUGGCAGUGUACUCUUUUGGAUUCUCUUGUUUAAUGUACAUUUUUCUCUUUUCCAAU
Solanum verrucosum is the source of this 1197-nucleotide messenger RNA. RefSeq names its product rhomboid-like protein 19. The record is from RefSeq and is a predicted model, not a curated record. The transcript has 8 exons. Bases 168 to 1076 code for a protein of 302 amino acids. NCBI's taxonomy places the organism in Eukaryota, Viridiplantae, Streptophyta, Magnoliopsida, Solanales, Solanaceae. Gene Ontology annotation, cellular component: Golgi apparatus; membrane. Gene Ontology annotation, biological process: retrograde vesicle-mediated transport, Golgi to endoplasmic reticulum.